Molecule: messenger RNA, 586 nt
Organism: Zeugodacus cucurbitae (melon fly)
Lineage: Eukaryota; Metazoa; Arthropoda; Insecta; Diptera; Tephritidae
Gene: mRpS14
Product: 28S ribosomal protein S14, mitochondrial
Exons: 2
Coding region: 119-508 (129 amino acids)
Biological process (GO): translation
Cellular component (GO): mitochondrial small ribosomal subunit; ribosome
Molecular function (GO): structural constituent of ribosome
Source: RefSeq, a predicted model, not a curated record
UUGGUCCGCCACUGAAGUGUAACUACACGAACGAAUCGAACAUAACCAUUUGGGGGUUCCAAUCAGCUGUUCACACCAAUUGAAUAACAAACUCCCGCAUUACUAUUCUGGAGGAAUCAUGAAUCAAUUGACCAGCAAAAUUGGUGGUUUUGUAUGCCAAAGUGUACAAAUUGCUGGCUGUGGACUGCAGCAAGUACGUACAAAAUAUGCCGAUUGGCGAAUGAUACGUGAUGUGAAAAGACGUAAAUGUGUAGCUGAAAAUGCCAACGAACGACUACGAGUAAAUGCACUGCGUAAGAAUGACAUCCUACCUGUGGAAUUACGUGAAGUGGCUGACGCCGAGAUAGCUGCCUUCCCACGAGAUUCGUGUUUAGUACGUGUACGUGAACGUUGUGCGCUUACUUCACGUUCUAGAGGUAUUGUGCACAGAUAUCGUCUAAGUCGUAUCGUAUGGCGACACCUAGCUGAUUAUAAUAAAUUAUCAGGAGUUCAGCGCGCUAUGUGGUAAAUUACAAACGAAGGUGCACUCAUUUAUUAUAAAGUACUAUGUUGUAAAUAAAUUUAAUACAUGUAUUUAAAAAAAGAG